Molecule: messenger RNA, 1322 nt
Organism: Eleginops maclovinus (Patagonian blennie)
Lineage: Eukaryota; Metazoa; Chordata; Actinopteri; Perciformes; Eleginopidae
Gene: c12h22orf39
Product: chromosome 12 C22orf39 homolog
Exons: 3
Coding region: 221-550 (109 amino acids)
Source: RefSeq, a predicted model, not a curated record
AAAUUAAUCCAUCGCAAUUUUUACUAUAAUUAUGGGGUGUUUAAUUAGUAAUCAUUUAUGUUAACACAAUUAAUCACUCAUGUUGUUUCAUUGAUGUUUUUUCGAGUGUUUUGUAGUUUUAAGUUGAAGGUUAUGGCUGUAAAACUGUAUUCUUGCGCUUUUAUUGUGAAACGAAAUUGAACCGGAAGUAUAUAUUCUGCAAUAGCUAGCCGAGGUAGCAAUGGAUCGACCUGCAACAGCAAUGUGGAGGCCUCCCCGAGCCUGUGAUAACUACUGGGAGGAAUUCAAACACUGUAAAAGCUGGAGUAAUAAUUUUCAUCACUAUUACACCUAUGGUACCAAUCCUUCCUGCAAGCAGUGGAAAACGGACUAUAAUAACUGUAGACAGUGGGAGGAACGCAGAGACACAGAGGCUAAGGAAGCCUUGCUGAAGAGUGAGAGAGACAGAGUGGCAGAGCAGAGAAACUUCACCCCAGUGUGGGAACUGAGGAAAGAACCUCCCAGAGACUGGCACCUGCCCCUUAACCAGGAAAAGCCUCAGGACUCCUGAACUGUCACUAUCAACCUGCUGUCUCUGUCCCAUGGGUCAUGAAGAUCUGAUAUUCUUGUCACCGGACAAAAUCACUUUGAACUACGUGCUGGAGAGACUGUUCAUCACUCUCUACUAUCUCAAGCUGUGUUCAGUGAGGUUCUGUAUGGAAACAGAUGUGUCAGUAUCAGCCUCUCGUGGUCAAUUUAGAAUAUGAUAAAUGUCCAUUCAACUAGAUAAUAACUAAGCUCUGCAAAAUCAGUGCUGUUGUGAUGUAACUGUCAUUAAUUAUGAAUAUUCCAAAGCUUGUUUUAACUGAAUCACAAAGGCUGACUGCACUAACAGACCCACCAUAAAGCAAUACAAAUAAAUUGCCUUGUUUUUCAGGUUCAGAGAGUGUAAGGAAAAAAGUUGAAUUUCAGGUCUAACUAUGCUGUAGAUACAUUUACAAGAUUUAAUUUAUUCCAUCCAAGUAAAGAAUGACCUGGGUAGUGAAGCUGCACCAGAAUAUACUAACACUUUUGAUGGCUUCUUACCAGAGAGUUGGCCCUAGUAACCCUACCAACAUUUCUCAAAAGCACAGUAUUCUUUUGCUGUAAAUACUCCUCCAUUAUAUAAUGUACAAAGUGUAUGCAUUAUUGACAUAAUUCUGCUUUUCCGGUACAACCCAUAUGGAGUUGUGCAUUAGCAGUUUUCUACCAUAUGUAUUAGGUUAUGGUUUUAUCAUGAAAUGACACAAACUGCUGAAAGUUGUUCUGAACAAAUUGGAUGAAUAAAAAACAUUUUUACUUUA